Amoebophrya sp. A120 is the source of this 304-nucleotide messenger RNA. Lineage: Eukaryota; Dinophyceae; Syndiniales; Amoebophryaceae. The record is from the annotation of a GenBank genome assembly.
CAGCUGAUUGCAGAGAAGGCGGAGCCUUGCGUGAGCAAGAACCUGGCGCCGGGGCGGACAUCAUCUGCAGCAGAGAACAAGCCGCGACCGCCCUUGCCCCCGUGCAUUGCCGCGCCGAAGCCGCCUCCGAAGGUCCUCGUGGAGCCUUCUUUCUUCCAAGCUGGACAAGAACAGUCUUUCGAUGGAACAAGUGGAAGAGCUGUAGUCCCAACCGCACCGGACGGUCCGCAAAGUUGUACUUCUACCCAGUUUUCUUACUACCCCAGCGCGAGGACAUCAUCAGACCACCAGCUGUGCGUCGACC